Molecule: messenger RNA, 1101 nt
Organism: Colletotrichum navitas
Lineage: Eukaryota; Fungi; Ascomycota; Sordariomycetes; Glomerellales; Glomerellaceae
Exons: 3
Coding region: 282-713 (143 amino acids)
Source: RefSeq, a predicted model, not a curated record
GUGCGUAGAAUUUAGUGCGUACUAUGUAUCCUAGCCCGCCCUCACUCAGCAGCCAACAACUUGACAUUUCAGGAAGGCAGGCCUCAUCACGUGGCUGCAUGUCCUGUUCGGCCAAACCUCACUCACCGGCUCACUCACUCACUUCCUUCUUGACUCAACCCUAGCUGACCUCUCACUCACUCAGCUCACCACUCACUCGUCGCAACACUCACUCACCUUCCAAGUCGCAUCCCGCCAACAUCACCAAGACUCACCCUCCCAGUCAAUACAACAACUAAAGGAUGUCGUCACCCCCGCCCCCGCCUCCGCCGUCAUUAUCUGCUAUUGCCUACAGCUCUCCUCCCAUCCGCCUGUCCAACAUCGGAACAUCACGCUCGCCUUCCUUUGGAAUCGAUUCACAGUCACCGCUCCUCGGAGCCGACGCAGAAUCCCAGCUGAGAGCUGGCAGCCGGCCGCCUAGCUCAUACCAUUUCUGCCAAAGCAGGUCCCAAUCCCAGGCACCCAACGACAACAACAACGACAACGCAGACGACGACAAUCAUUCGCUUCCCGCUACUCCUCCCCCCGAGCCAGUCAAUCUAUGGACCAAAGACGAAGCAAUGAAGCUUGUGGCAUUCCUGUCGACGUCUCAAGGCCCCCUCGCCAUCACGGACGUUGCAGAACACAUGGAUCGUCCUAUAGCCCACGUCGCGGCCAUGGCCGUUUCAGUCUAGCAUGCAGCCAUUGGUCUUGCAGAACGACGAGGAAGUCGUGUCGCUUGGUGGGUCGGGAGGCCUCUCUUCAAUGGCUUGGGUCUGCGUCGCUCCGUUGUAUUGACUGUGAAAUCUGGCAUUGUGGUUCUCGUGUUUUAUGGCAUAUCCGACACAGAUGGGAUGCAGGUGUCAAUCGAGCGGCCCGAGCAGAUGUAUGAGGCUGAUCAAUUCCAAGAUUAAAGGGCAACAGGGCAUUGUUAGAGUGUAGGUGGAAUUGAAAAUUUGUGCGGCCGAGGCGUAAAGACGACGCUGGAAUGGAAUGUUCAGGCACUUCCAGAAUCGCUUGAUGACAAUCUUGGUCGGUUGCAGCAGCCAGACGCACCUCAUUGCACGCACAACACAAGAUGAU